This is a messenger RNA of Seminavis robusta, 1008 nucleotides long. NCBI's taxonomy places the organism in Eukaryota, Bacillariophyta, Bacillariophyceae, Naviculales, Naviculaceae. The record is from the annotation of a GenBank genome assembly.
AUGCAAGACGUCCGUCAGCUCUCGAGGCUACGAUCGGCUUGUUCGAAAAGUUCACAAAACCACAGUACCACAAACAAUAAUAACGAACACAACCUCUAUCCAACAAAACAACUCAAAAUUCUCUUCAAGAAGAUUACUCUCACUCUAUUGGCCAUUGUCACGCCAUGCAACUCGCUUGCUGCAGCACAAACUCAAGAAGGCCAGGAGGGUCAAUCCCCCGCGAGUGAACCAUUCACCUGCGAAGCCGCCAAUGAAUGCAGAGAUUGUGCAAGCAAUGGAUGUACCUGGACCAAAGGAGCCUGUCAAGAUCACUGUGAGGACAUGUUUGAUCUGAGAUGCUACAGCACUGAGACCCACCCCUUUUGGGCAAACAUUAUCGACUACAUGUGUGAAGUUGCAGACAAGGAUGAAGAGAACUGGGCAACCUGUGGUUCAAAGCAGGACUGUGCCACAUGUACCUACACAAUGAUACAUGAAGCUGUAGAUGAGGGGUAUGAGCAUCCCUGCUACUGGCACCUCGAGGACCUUGCUGGUACUGGUAGUUGCAAACCAACAUCAGUUGAUGAAGUUGGAGGGACCAUUGGAGCAGACACGUGCUUGGAACGGUGUUUCUUGGGAGGCACUUAUAGCUGUGCUUCGUGCCUGGAUAUGGGAUGCAGUUGGACCGGCGACCUUUGCAUUCCUUCCUGCAAUUCAGAUUAUUUGGAUGAUAUCAACUGCUACAGCCAAAGCUCUCACGACAACUUACAAGAAGGCAAUGGCACAAUGAUUGACAAAAUUUGUACUCUGGCAGAGGUUGAAUAUGGAGACCGCAAUGUGUGCUCAGUCCAAACUGAUUGCCACGAAUGCUUGGAAACUUACAAGCAUGGUGGGGACACGUGUCAGUGGUACACUGAUGAUGUCACAGGCUGGGGCUGGUGUGGCACAGGUGAAUGCGAUAGCUUUGGCAACUGUGGAACCACCACUUGCCAGCAUGGUGGUGUACGUGGAUCCAGCAAAACGCCUUAG